GAGCGCAUGAGAGGCACGUACAGCUCCGCCGAUGCAGCGUUCACUGAGCUGGACUCAAACGGCGACGGGGUCUGCGACUUCGAGGAGUUCGUCGUCGGCGUGCUUGGGUUCCGGCCACCGCUCACGGGCCCUCAGGCCGCGUACUCGUUCAAG
Messenger RNA from Prorocentrum cordatum, 153 nucleotides. NCBI's taxonomy places the organism in Eukaryota, Dinophyceae, Prorocentrales, Prorocentraceae. The record is from the annotation of a GenBank genome assembly.